This is a messenger RNA of Morone saxatilis (striped sea-bass), 1115 nucleotides long. It is a transcript of the gene prr15lb, whose product is annotated as proline rich 15 like b. The transcript is spliced from 2 exons. The record is from RefSeq and is a predicted model, not a curated record. NCBI's taxonomy places the organism in Eukaryota, Metazoa, Chordata, Actinopteri, Moronidae. The coding region runs from base 182 to 517 and encodes 111 amino acids.
GAGAGAGAGAAAGGGGCAGAGGGAGAGAGAUGCUGCACCUGUGCAUGAUCACCUGAGGAGAAGAAUUAAAAAGAAAACAGAGGAGGUAAAGAGUCUGUAAGCAUGGCGGGACAGUUUCACAUCUGAUCUCCUUCAACCGGCUCGUCAUAAGAAAGUCAGUCCUCCAGUCUCCGUUGGUGCCAUGGCUGAUCCAAGCUGGUGGAAGCUGACCUUCUCACGCAAGAAGAAAUCUGAAUCUAAAGUUCUGUACGAGAUCCCAGCUGAGUACGGCAGCAACACCGGAAACAAAGAGCACUCGACCAAUAAUCCCCCUCCAGACCACACGGACAGUCAGUUCAAUGCCAGACUGGAGAAGAUUGUAGAUAAGUCUGCCACUAAGGGCCGCCAAGUCAAGGUCUCCCACUCCGGACGCUUCAAGGAGAAGAAGAAGGUCCGAGCCACGCUAGCCGAGAACCCGGAUCUGUUCGCAGAGCACAACCUCAGUGACAAGAACCAUAAAAAGAAGACUGACAAAUAGCAGCACAAGCUUCCACAAAAAGCACAUACUUGAUCACAAAUGUGUCAUAUAUCAGUGUCACACCUAUAAAAGCUUAGAGGAAGGCUGAAAUACACACACAAACACAAGCACAACCAUGUGGCACCACACGUGUAAGGUGGAUAAACACUUGUGACCAGGCACCACACCCACGUAGAUACUGUAACCAAUGGACUCACACCCAUUCAAACAACUGGUAUCAGCGGACAAUCACCACUAAACAAAGUACUGGAGACAUUUUUUCUUCUGUCUCGCUCACACUGUUGUUAUUUAUCUUCAGAAAUGAUCUGUGACGUGAAAACUCUGCCUAACCUCAUGCAAACAUCCUUCUGAAUGAACAGUAACUUUUUAUUUUAUUAUUAUGGAUGUGACGUUUUGGAAUUAAACUUCCUGUUUUUUUUUUUUAUGUCUUACUCAAUCAAUACAGGAGUGAAGAAAUGUGUCUGUAAAGCAAAUUUUUAUUACAUUUUUAUGACCAAAGCAAAUAAAGACGUGAUUUUGAUGAGUUAUGGAUACACAGAUAUGUAUUAAUCUUUUCUGAAAAGUCUUAAUGCAAAUUUGUUUUUAAUAAAUGUUUCAA